Podospora anserina S mat+ is the source of this 1446-nucleotide messenger RNA. RefSeq lists its product as uncharacterized. Bases 1 to 1446 code for a protein of 481 amino acids. NCBI's taxonomy places the organism in Eukaryota, Fungi, Ascomycota, Sordariomycetes, Sordariales, Podosporaceae. The record is from RefSeq and is a predicted model, not a curated record. The transcript has 2 exons.
AUGCUCGAAAAGCGCUUCAGUAUCCCGAUGUCCAAACCAAUAUCUCUCCCAAUACACACAUCCUCGAGUCGAAUGAAGAUGAAAAUGAAACACCGACAAAAGCGACGAAUAACACAAAUAACACUCAUCGCGGGUGGAAUCCUCGUGUUUUACUGCUUUGUGUUUCUCUGGAGGACACCAUCAUCAUCAUCGUCGUCGUCGUCGUCGUCGUCUUUGAAGCCAGCACUUUCCAAACAACAACUAAGCCAAAGACCGCCACCCCCAGAGCUGCUCAACAAUCUUUCCCUAGACGAAGACCAAUGCAAUGCUGCCUUCCCAGGCCUCACCAAAGAAAUCGACGAUGCCGUCGCCGAGGGUCCGUUCACCAUGAAGAGAUACUCCAACAACCAAGGCCCAUUACAAGGAAGGAUCAAAGACGGGCAAAUCUACAUCAUCCACGCCCAGCGACGAAAAGAUCUGUCACAAGAAAUGUCAAACUCCCGCACCGCCUCCCUCCACCAACUCAACCGCGCCCUCCUCACCUCCCCCUCCCCCCUCCCAAACACCCUCUUCACCCGCAACUUCCAAGACACCCUUCGCACAGCCUGGUCCUACUCCCGCCCCGCCUCCUCCCCCAUCUUCCCCCCCAAAGCCCCCUCCCCAACCAACACCCAACAACAACGCCUCUUCCUAAUCCCCCACUUCUCCUUCUGGUCCUGGCCCCUCCCCUUCAUCCGCUCCCUCCCCCACGCCGCCUCCCUCAUCACCUCCCUCGAAUCAACCCUCCCCUUCCCCUCCAAAAUCCCCAAAGCCGUCUGGCGCGGAACAACCUGGUUCAACUCGGUCCGCUCCCCCCACCUCCGCCAAAACCUCCUCCAAACCACCCGCCCCCACCCCGAAAUCUUCGACGUCCAAAAGCUAGAGUGGACAGGCAAAAACCGCAACGCAACCAACGCCUUGCCUAUCCAGGACUUUUGCCGCUACAAAUACGUCAUCCACACCGAGGGAAUCGCCUACUCGGGCCGGUUUCAAUUUCUGCAAAUGUGCCAGAGCGUCGUUUUGACGCCCCCCAUUCUCUGGAUGCAGCACACCACCCAUCUUGUGAGACCCGUCUACAGUGGGAAGUUGACCGGCAAGAGGUGGGAGACGACUGAACGAGUCAAGGGCGCUUGGGGGACGGGUGUGGACGCGAGGGAGGCGAAUAUUGUUUUUGUCAAGCCUGACUGGUCUGAUUUGGAGGAGACGGUGAGGUGGUUAGAAGAAAACCCAGAGGUUGCCGAGGGGAUCGCCACUAGGCAGAGGGAGCUGUUUGUCGGAGGGGGGUAUUUCUCCAAAGCGGCCGAGGCGUGUUACUGGAGGGCGUUGGUGACGGGGUGGGCAAAAGUUGUGAGGCCCGAGGGAGGGGAGGAGGCCUGGGAGGAGGGAAUGCCGUUUGAGGAAUUUAGUCUGACGAAUUCGUUCGAGUGA